AUGAACUUCUACUUUUCAUCUGAAAUAUUCAAUCAUUCACUGGUGGAAAUACUGUUAUUAAAGGCUGCAUAUUUUCCAACUAAACUUAGAAUUGCGGCUCUACCCGAUACCAAAACCAUAGAAAUUCAAAAAAUCAACAACACAACCAUUAUCUCGGGUAAGGAUGGCGAACUUAUAAAACUAUUGUCACAUGCGCUAAAUUUCGAAUAUGAGAUUUUUGUUCCCUCAGACAAUUCGUACGGUUCCAAGGAUGCAUUCGGAAACUGGACAGGAAUGAUUGGAAUGCUCGUAAGGAAGGAAGUGGACAUGGCAUUCAGCUAUAUAAUUAUUACCGAAGAGAGGUCAUCUGUUGUAGAUUUCAGCGUACCUUACUACAAUCUUGAAAAAACGUUUCUGAUGAAUCACGCUUCUUUCUUGCCAAAAACAGCAGCGUUCACGUAUCCUUUCAGCAGACUCACAUGA
Molecule: messenger RNA, 462 nt
Organism: Parasteatoda tepidariorum (common house spider)
Lineage: Eukaryota; Metazoa; Arthropoda; Arachnida; Araneae; Theridiidae
Product: probable glutamate receptor
Source: RefSeq, a predicted model, not a curated record